This is a messenger RNA of Dalotia coriaria, 1807 nucleotides long. RefSeq lists its product as uncharacterized. NCBI's taxonomy places the organism in Eukaryota, Metazoa, Arthropoda, Insecta, Coleoptera, Staphylinidae. Gene Ontology annotation, cellular component: plasma membrane. The coding region runs from base 1 to 1665 and encodes 554 amino acids. The transcript is spliced from 6 exons. The record is from RefSeq and is a predicted model, not a curated record. Gene Ontology annotation, biological process: triglyceride biosynthetic process.
AUGCGAAUGAUAAAACGAAUAUUUUCACUUGAAUUUCUACUUUUACCAUUUUACACCUAUAAACUCGUAGAACUAUUUGUUUUUAAAAACACCAACACUCCAACCUCAAUAUGCAUCAGAUUAAUCCUAACCUCAUUUUUAGUCCCCCUCGUCUUCAUAACCAUCAUUUUCCUAUCAAUUUACUACGAAUUAAUUGAACUUUACCUCCGCUAUAAACACGGCAAUAACUUCUAUGCGAUGUUAGAUGGCUGUGAUCGCAUCUGGGUGGUGAAAAGCCCAUCAAAAAAUGUUAUAAAUGUCAUCUACGCCAUUGUUCCCAAUGACAAUCCUAACCUCUCAUCUGAACUACUCCAAUUUUUCGUUGAUAAGUACAAAAUCAUCGCAAAAACGCACCCGAGAUUCACUUCAGUGAUAAAAUCCUUCCUAGGAUUGCAGUAUUAUCACAAAGUUGAUCUUGAUAUCUACGCAUGCGUGAAAUACUUUGAUGAGUAUGCAAACACUGCCGAUUUUUAUAAUCUCACCGAAGAUUAUUGUAAUAAAGAACUGCCUAAAGGAGAUACAUAUUUAUGGGAGUUUUACGUGGGAAGGAAAUUAAUCACGUGGCAUGAUGGCACAGAAAUAUUACCAUUGAUGGUGAGAUAUCAUCAUUCCUUGGGGGAUGGAGUAAGUUUAGUCACAUUAAUGACCACGCAUUUAUUACAAGAUGGCGUUGAGAUUAUGCGAAAAAAGUGUGAGACUUACAAAGCUAUUUUGACUAAACCCAAGAAUAACACGAAAGAAAGUGCAAAAUCAAAUCCUGGGGUUAAAAUAAUGAAGUUGUUACAAAAAAAGUUUUACUAUCCGACAUUGAGUGCACCAGAAAAGGAUAAUUUACUCCAUGGACCGGAAAUAUCCGGAAAGAAACAUAUGAUUUGUUGCUGGGAGAAGCCGGAUGCUAAUUAUGUGAAUAAAGUGAAAAAGAUUAAAAACUAUUAUAAGAUGGCGUUCGCAGAUGUAAUUUCUACGUCCAUUUCAGCGGCAUUGUGUGAACAUUUUUCGAAAUUUUCAAAGAUUACAACACCUAAUAUAUUGACAAUGAAUCCAUAUUUUCUGAUGUCCCCUGAUUUUGAUAAAUUAGUGCAAUUCAACAAAGAAAAUAUUCCAAUUACAAAGUUGGGUAACAAAUUUGCGAUGGGUUUUACGCAAAUGCCUAUAGAUUUGGAUGUUGAUAAUAAUACAAUUAUCAAAAGUGGAAAUAAUAAUUGUUUAAAAGUGGAGGACAAUGAAUUACUGUCUCGUUUGUAUUCUGUGCAUAAAAUCAACGACAGAUUGAAGAAUGCGCUGGACUUUUCGUUUUGUUACUGGCAAAUGCGAAUGUUUGCCGGUUUACCCCUGGCGGUAGGAAAAAUGCUUCUAUUGGCAAACGACGCAAGUCUAAGCGUCUCGAAUGUUCCUGGAAACACAACAUCGAGACUAACAAACGGUUGCAUUUUGAAGGACACAUUUGUCUUUGGUAACAACUACGGAAAAGUUGGUGUUUCAAUUACGUUGUUUACGUACGACGAAGAGUUCCGUAUUUCUUUGUUAAUCGAUAAGAGUUUGAUACCGGAACGCAAAGAUGCGCAACUAUUAGGCGAUGGAAUUUUUAAGUACAUUGAUGCUUUGGCCGCAACACUACCUUCCUAAACUUCCAAAAAUGGUCCUACAGCGUGGUUUUCUUUUAUAAGUUUAGAAAAUAUUCAGUAUUUGUUCAAAAUAGGAAUCCUGAGUAAUGGAUGUAAAAAAUCUAGUUUUAUAAGAAAUUUAAUAAAUUUACUAAUAAAAUGUG